Molecule: messenger RNA, 3874 nt
Organism: Dromiciops gliroides (monito del monte)
Lineage: Eukaryota; Metazoa; Chordata; Mammalia; Microbiotheria; Microbiotheriidae
Gene: ELOVL7
Product: ELOVL fatty acid elongase 7
Exons: 9
Coding region: 289-1134 (281 amino acids)
Biological process (GO): fatty acid elongation, monounsaturated fatty acid; fatty acid elongation, polyunsaturated fatty acid; sphingolipid biosynthetic process
Cellular component (GO): endoplasmic reticulum; endoplasmic reticulum membrane
Molecular function (GO): fatty acid elongase activity
Source: RefSeq, a predicted model, not a curated record
UCUUCUGCGAGGGCGGCAGGGGCCGCUGUGCGGAGCUCGGUUGAGUUACUCCCUUAAAUACAGUGGUGCGCGCUCCGCUGCGCUUCCCCUCUUGCUCCGUCUCGGUUCCCAAGGCUAGCGCUCGGCCCCGGCGUCUUACCCACUCUGCGCCCGGCUCACUUCCACCUCGCGCCAGCCUACUUACAUGAAAGGUUGUCAAAGCUAAUUGCAGAAGCAUCCUUAUCAUCUCAUGCUCCCUCCUCUAAAUACCAAAAGAUCCUUCCUGAGAUCCUGUAACUCCUGUGGGAAAUGGUCUUCAGUGAUCUUACAUCAAGGACUGUGCACCUUUAUGAUGAAUGGAUCAAAGAUGCUGAUCCCAGAGUGGGAGACUGGCCACUCAUGUCCUCUCCUCUGCCACAAGCCCUUAUCCUCGGACUCUAUGUCUACUUUGUCACUUCUCUGGGACCAAAACUCAUGGAAAACCGCAAGCCCUUUGACCUCAAGAAAUGGAUGAUUACAUACAAUUUUCUAAUAGUGCUCUUUUCUUUAUAUAUGUGUUAUGAGUUCAUUAUGUCUGGCUGGGGUGUAGGCUAUUCAUACCGGUGUGACAUUGUUGACUAUUCCAGAUCACCUCUAGCCCUCAGGAUGGCAUGGACUUGUUGGCUUUAUUACUUCUCCAAGUUCAUUGAGCUAAUAGACACUAUCUUUUUUGUUCUGCGUAAGAAAAAUAGCCAAGUUACUUUCCUGCAUGUCUUCCAUCACACCAUCAUGCCAUGGACCUGGUGGUUUGGAGUCAAAUUUGCUGCAGGUGGUUUGGGAACCUUCCAUGCUUUGUUGAAUUCAGCUGUCCAUGUAGUCAUGUAUACCUACUAUGGAUUAUGUGCACUGGGACCAGCCUACCAGAAAUAUUUGUGGUGGAAAAAAUACUUGACAACACUACAGCUUGUUCAAUUUGUUAUAGUGACAAUCCACAUAGGACAGUCAUUCCUCGUGAAGGAUUGCAAAUACCAGUUUCCAAUCUUCCAGUACAUUAUUAUGUGCUAUGGGUGUAUCUUCCUGUUCUUAUUUGCCCACUUUUGGUACCGUGCUUAUACUAAGGGCCAAAGGCUGCCCAAAACUGUGAAAAACGGAGUCUGCAAAAGCAAGGAUAACUGAAAUCUCAUGUUGACACAGAUAUGUGCUUCAGACUGUUACCCUAUACUCCUAGACAAUCAGGACAUAUUUAGAUGUGCAGUAUAUUUUGUAUGUUUUUCUUCAAAACCAAGAGCUUGUAUUUUUAUGAUAAGUUAUUUGGGUUUCUGAUAUUUGAGAGAAGGGUAAUAUGCAGAUUAGAAACUAGCCUUGAAGUUUUUUGACAUUUCCAACUGCUAUACAGAAGGUCUUGCUUGAUACCUUUUUGUUCCUAUGACGCAAGGCAGUUAUGGUAGAAUACUCUUCAAAGAAGUCCAGCAUGCAUGAAAAAUAUAAAAUAUUUUGAGCACUGAGAAGAGUUUAAACCAGUAGCUUAGAUGUUUUUGAAGGUGGGCUAACUGUAUAGAUGAUCACCACUGGCUCCACUAAACACUUCAAUGAUCUCGGGUUGAUUUUUCCCAUUUAAAUAGAUAAGAGUGGCAAAGACCAAGUAACUUUCCCAGAGUACGUCUGUCAUAUUAAAUAUAAUUCAGAGGUAAUUUACAAUCAGUGGGUCUUUCGGAUAGCAGUCUUAAUUUCUACUAAUAAAUCUUUCCUCCUAGAACAUUAAGAAAAAAGAUCAUAGGGACUACUAGGUUAAUAAAAACAACCCAUUACAGUUAUUUUAUCCAUGGGUAGAGUUGAAUUUACCAAGAAGAAAAUGUACUUUAAGCUCAGCUGUGAUCCUCAUUUUGAGUAUUUUUAUUGGCUCUUUUAUGUUUUAGCAUGUCUCGGUUAUGACUUGUCUUCUUGCAAGUUUGAUCUAUGGCUUAAAAGAAAUGACCUUUCAUUACUGGGCUAACCAGACUCAAGUGUUCACAGUGAUUUUAGGCUGCCAGUUAUGCCCACCAUAUCUUUUGGAGGUAGUUUUUAAAGCAAAUGAAUGCAAACAAUAGGGUAGGUGUUUAAGAGUGAGUAUACCUGUUUAUAUAUGAUAUUGUUGUGUUUUUUUUUUAAUAAAAGUGAUAAGAGGAAAGGGAUUAUAGAAUCAUACAACUACUAGUGCCACAAAAUAAUUAAUUGUCCCUCUCCACAAAAAAAAAGUAUUAAAGAGGGUAGUGUCUGUGGUUGGUUGUUAGCCUUAAUCUUCUUUGAGAUAUCCACAGUGUUAUGGCACUUUAAAAAAAAAAGUUCUGAAGGAUUAACAUUUACCUUAAAUGUGUUCUGUCUCUUUAAAAAGUCCUUCUUUCUAAAAAUUCUUAUUUUCAUAAAUGCAAGAUAAUGUUAGACAAUCAGAAUUAGCCAUGGAUAUACUUUGGUCAAGAAGGAGUUGAAAUCAGAAAAUUCUGAAUUUUUCUAAAUUUGCUUAUAUCAAAUUUUGAAUCAUUAUUUUACUACUCAAACUGAUUUUGGUCCCCAAAAUAGAUAUGCUACCCAGCUAAUGUGUGACCUACAACACAAACUGACUUAUUGCAAAUCUAGUAGAUUGUGUAAAACUAAUUAGAUUGUGUUUUUCCUAUAUAUCUGUGACUCCCUGGCCUAAAGUCUACCCUUACCAUGGUCAUAUGCCUUCAUUCUUGCCAAAUUUUCAAGUUCCCUUGUUUCAAAAUGAUGUACAGGUACCUGAUUCACUUACCAUACAAACAUUUAAAGGGGUGUAGAAAUGACAGAUUAAAGAGAAAGAGGAGCUUACCUUGAGGAGCAUAGGAAAGGAUGCAGAGAUUAAAGAACCAAUCCCUCUCCAGCCAUCUCAGUGCCCGUGGUAUAUGCCAGCAAGUGUUCCAGAAUGUUGUGUGCCUGAGUGCUGCGUAGCUAUUGGCUCACUUAGAUGGAGAUUGAAGUUAGCAAAUUAUAAUAAGGGGUUGCUGUGGUCUGUGCUCUCUAAAUGAUGAAAAGCAGAGACCUUCAGGAAGGCAAAAGUGAAAGAGAAAAGAGUAUUUUUUUUUCUUAUAUUGUUUCCUGUGAUCUUGCCUCCACUACCUACUUUCUCCUCAGUUUGCCUAAAUUGUACUUUCUUUAUUUUAUUUUAUUUUAUUUUAUUUUUGGUGAGGCAGUUGGGGUUAAGUGACUUGCCCAGGGUCACACAGAUAGUAAGUGUCUGAGUUUGGAUUUGAACUCAGGUCCUCCUGAAUCCAGGGCCAGUGCUUUAUCCACUGCGCCACCUAACUGCCCCCAAUUGUACUUUCUUUAUGAUAUGCAUAGUCAUGAAAAGGAUAGCAAACUUUAGUUGAGAAGAGGAAACCAUUUUUUUUUCCAUCUGAUUAGAAGUAGAUUCAAAAUCAAAUGAAGAGGAAAUUAAGGGAGAAGAAAAGAUUUUAAAAUAUCCCCAAAAAUCCUAAAUAAGGUCUUCUUCUAUUAAAAAAAAAAGAAUCACUAAUUCACUGUGAAUGUUUCUGGAUGAGGGAUUUGUCUAGAAUUAGUUUGGUAAGGACAGGCUCCAAAUCUCUUGAGUUACAUAAAGAUGUUCUAUCUAGGCAGAUGUCUUUAACUUUUCAGUAUUUCCUUACCUUUGAUUUUAAACAAGCUUUAUUUGUGAGUUUGCCAAUUACAAUUUUUUGCUUAGAAUUUGUGAAUAUUGGAAGGGACUAAAUCUAUAAGGCAUUUCUAAAUGCAUAAAUUGCUAAAUACUAUGGAACUUUACCAUUUUACGGUUUUAGUGUAUUUUAAUUCAAUGGACCACAGUGUUUGCUCCAUGAAAUUGCAUCUCUUCCCUGAUACUUUACUUCCAUUGACUCUUUUAUCGGUUGUAAAAUACUCUCUGGAUAAUAUGAAAAUAAAAUUUGAA